This is a messenger RNA of Dibothriocephalus latus, 414 nucleotides long. NCBI's taxonomy places the organism in Eukaryota, Metazoa, Platyhelminthes, Cestoda, Diphyllobothriidea, Diphyllobothriidae. The record is from the annotation of a GenBank genome assembly.
AUGGCCUCAGGUGUAACAUGCACAGAUGCCUGCCUCGAUAAGUUCACCGAAUUGAAAUUGAAGAAGUCAUGCCGAUAUGUCCUUUACAAAAUUGUUAAUGAAAAGGAGAUUGUCAUCGACAAAAUUGGCGAGCGAUCUUGCACUUUCGAGGACUUCAAAGAAGAACUUAAGUCCUGCCUGAAUGAUGCUCGUUAUUCAGUCUUUGACUUUGAGCCGUCUGAGAACAAGCCAAGCCUUAUUUUCGUGACAUGGAUUCCGGACACUGCAACUGUACGCACGAAGAUGUUGUACGCUUCCUCAUUGGAUGCUCUUAAAACCAAGUUGGUCGGCAUCAAGGCUGUCAUCCAGCUAACGUGCAUCGAUGAUGUGACCCCUGAAUACUUCGUCAGCUGUUUGCCAACACCCCGCAACUAA